GGAGUGAUCAGGCAGUCGCUGUAAGGAGGCGAGGAAGGCUGGUCUUGUGUCUGAGCAGAUCCCUGGGGCGGGGAGUCUAUAGGAAAUGCUGCUCUCUCUGUCUCUCUUGUGUUAGUGAGUAUGGAAGGGAUCUUACAGGCAGCCCUGAGAGAAAUUGCUAACAUUAGAACCACGUGAUUGGAUACUGGCAGCAAGAGACUAGCAUGGCCAGCCCUGAAACUGUAUGCGGAGAGAAAAUGCAGGAAUUACAGAAGCAGAUAAACUCUGUCAUGCGGACCAUCAAUAAUAACUCCAAGGUGGUUGCCUUUAUGAACUCUCCAGCAGGAAAGUACUUGGAGGAACGUCCCUUCCUCUCCCUAUCACUCCUGGUAUUUAUUGCACUGUCUGCUGUCCCAGUUGGAUUAUUUUUGACAGUAAUUGCGGGAACAGCAGUAAUUGCCUGCUUUGGAGUAGUAAUAUUAGAAGGCAUUGUGAUAACAGUGUGUGGCGUCACCUUGCUGUUUGUCCUAUGUGGACUUGUGAUUCUGUCGUUCGGAGUGUCAGGAGUUCUGAGUGUCUGUUACCUGGCGGUGUCUAGUAUUAUAAAUUACAUGCACACUUCCAGAUUGUUAUCCAGGAAACCAAACCAGGCUAAUCCAGACUCACAAACUGGAGAAUCUCUUAUGGGCAGGAGAAUUUCAAAGGACAGUACCCACAUUGACUAGAAGAUAUGUUACUACUGAAACUGUGGCCUUUUGUCUGCCCGGGGUCUCUAUUAAUGGACUGUUACAGUAAUAGUAAAAUGUUUACACCUUCACUUAAGUACAUAGACGUAUAUUGUGUUAUAUUUAUCUGAUGACAUUUACUUUUAUAACUUUUUGAACUCCUUCACUAGAACACAUCACAGACAGACACCUGGUGGAAUACAGACAUCACCAAAUGUGGUCUUGUAUACAAUGAACAGGUCUUGCGUGUAAUGUUUAAAUGUUUUUCACCUUUACAUGUUUUGCGACCAGCUUUAAAUGAUUGCCCAAUAAACAUUUAUAUGCCAUA
Messenger RNA from Bufo bufo (common toad), 1032 nucleotides. It is a transcript of the gene LDAF1, whose product is annotated as lipid droplet assembly factor 1. Lineage: Eukaryota; Metazoa; Chordata; Amphibia; Anura; Bufonidae. The record is from RefSeq and is a predicted model, not a curated record. The transcript has 5 exons. Bases 204 to 704 code for a protein of 166 amino acids.